This is a messenger RNA of Betta splendens (Siamese fighting fish), 1280 nucleotides long. RefSeq names its product odd-skipped related transcription factor 1 (gene osr1). The record is from RefSeq and is a predicted model, not a curated record. Gene Ontology annotation, biological process: urogenital system development; embryo development; regulation of transcription by RNA polymerase II. The transcript is spliced from 3 exons. Lineage: Eukaryota; Metazoa; Chordata; Actinopteri; Anabantiformes; Osphronemidae. Gene Ontology annotation, molecular function: DNA-binding transcription factor activity, RNA polymerase II-specific; RNA polymerase II transcription regulatory region sequence-specific DNA binding. The coding region runs from base 290 to 1051 and encodes 253 amino acids. Gene Ontology annotation, cellular component: nucleus.
AGAUGCGCAGAUUGAAGCAGCGAGUGCGAACGACGGCUGCGCGUCGAGGCUCCGCUGCAGGUGUCCAGCUGUGGGAGCUGGGCUUCUCCACUGUGGGGCUGACUGCGUGACGCGCCACAUGGAGUCAGACUCCACGAUGCAAUAAAGAGGCAGUGGCAGCUCGGACCAUGUAACAGUUCAGUCUGAACCCAGCAGACAACAAGCCGCGGAUGUCAGUGACGCGUCCACUACUUCAGGCUCACACCAAGCGUGAAGGAGGUUUUCAGGAGCUUUUAUUUCGUUGAAAGCCAUGGGCAGCAGGACCCUCGCAGCGCCGGUGCCCUUCUACCCGUCCAUCCAACUGGCCAACUACUCGCUCCUGCAGAGCUCCGCUGGCCUCCAGCUGCCGGUGGAUCACUUCCACGGCUUCUACAGCUUCAGCGCGCUCCACGCCAUCCACUUCCACCAGUUCACCCUGGACUGCCCGGCUGUGAUCGUACCUCGCUGCACUCUGUCCAAGCUGCCUGCCGGCCUGAGCUCCACGUCCCCCAUCCCCAUGUUCCCCCACAUUCUGCUGCCCAAGCAGAACUCCAGGACCAAGCCCCGCUUUGACUUUGCCAACCUGGCAGCCGCAGCCACGCAGGACGACGCUCUGAAGGCGGAGGACCUGAGCAUGGAGGGAGCCGCUGAGGCCACUGAGGUCUCGGCUGGCCUGGGGCGUCUGCUGGACACCACCAAACUCUCCUCAUCGGAGCGCAAGUCCAGCAGAGGCCGACACCCGUCCAAGACCAAGAAGGAGUUCAUCUGCAAGUUCUGUGGACGCCACUUCACCAAGUCCUACAACCUGCUGAUUCACGAGAGAACUCACACGGAUGAGAGGCCGUACACGUGUGACAUCUGUCACAAGGCUUUCAGACGGCAGGACCAUCUGAGAGACCACAGGUACAUUCACUCCAAAGAAAAGCCCUUCAAAUGUCAGGAGUGUGGCAAAGGCUUCUGUCAGUCCAGGACUCUGGCCGUCCACAAAACAUUGCACAUGCAGGUCAAGGAGCUGAAGCCAUCCAAAAUAUGAACCUGAUGGACAUUAAUGAAACUCAGUGAAAACAUCUGUGAUCAAAGCCAAACUAGCAUUUAUGCAUUUCUCUCAUAUCCCAGUAUUCUGAUGGUGUUUUUGUAUGAAUGCAUUGCUUCAAUGUAUUUUUGCACUUUAACCUGAUAACUGAUUAUUUGCAUAUAUCACUGGAUUUCCUGAUCAUAUUUUAACAAUCAUUAAUCAUUUCUAAAUAAAAUAUUUUACUACC